Penicillium griseofulvum is the source of this 1566-nucleotide messenger RNA. RefSeq names its product HMG-box domain-containing protein. Lineage: Eukaryota; Fungi; Ascomycota; Eurotiomycetes; Eurotiales; Aspergillaceae. Gene Ontology annotation, molecular function: DNA-binding transcription factor activity, RNA polymerase II-specific; RNA polymerase II cis-regulatory region sequence-specific DNA binding. The record is from RefSeq and is a predicted model, not a curated record. The transcript is spliced from 3 exons. The coding region runs from base 1 to 1566 and encodes 521 amino acids. Gene Ontology annotation, cellular component: nucleus. Gene Ontology annotation, biological process: regulation of transcription by RNA polymerase II.
AUGACUGUAGUGGGAAGAUCCACUCCUCCUACGCCUCCACAAUCCACCGACGGACAUCCAUUGCCCGGAGAGUCCUUCGAACGACCUGGUGUAUUCCAACCUAUGUACAUCACCCUGAAGAUGGAUGGCGAAACCAACAGUGCCCAGUCCCAGUCGCAGUCACAAUCCCAGCCGCAGCCUCAGUCACAGCCACAAGCAAUGCACUACGAUUCUCCCCCAUUCUAUGCCGCCCCCAGUUUUCCUCAAAACAUGCCUCCUCAAUCGAUCAUGAUGUCCGGUACCCAGGUCACCACGCCUCCCCCGGUAUCUGAUGAAAGUCUCUUAGGAUCACCUACCAUGAUGACCCCUUCGCCACCUUGGUCGCGGGCCUCGCCUCGCAGCAAGACACCAGUCAAGGCAACCAAGCAGCGACGCAACCGUAACCGGAGAGAACUCUCCGAUCCAGGUAUCAAGCUUGAGGGACCAAUCAGUCAGCUCACUGAACAUUUCCACACUACUCCGAUCAAGGACAUGGAUGCUUGGGUGGCUCGAUCCGCUCAUGAGCGACAAAACGAGGUCCGCAAGAAGAAUGGGAAGAUUUCUCGCCCCAUGAAUUCCUUCAUGCUUUACCGGUCUGCAUACGCAGAGCGCACCAAGAGAUUAGUGGGCGCGAAUAACCAUCAAAUUGUCUCAAAGGUUGCGGGCAUGGGCUGGAAGCUGGAGCCCAUUGAGAUUCGCCGAAAAUACGAAGAUCUGGCGAAGCUGGAACGUGACAACCAUGCUGCAACACAUCCAGACUACAAGUUCUCACCCAACAAAAUGCCACCUGCCAAUCGACGCAAUAGUGGCUCUCCUACUCUCGCCGAUGAGGGAUUCUUCUCGGACAUGGAUAGUGAUCUUGGAUCGACUAUCGGUCGUGGAUCUUCCUACAUCCACUCUCGAUCACAAAGCUUCGAAGAGGCCUACUACGACAGUAGCCGGGAUUCCUCGCCAUUCGGGCCUGACUCGAUGAUGACCCCCGGAUACAUUCACCCCUCCUGGCAAAACACAAGCCACCCAAAUGGCCUCCCAGUGAUGCAGUCCAGCUCACUCCAGAGUCAGGAAUCAUACACUGAAGAUGCACACUUCCGCUCCAGCAGCCCGAAUCAGCAGGACAUGGGAUAUGGCUCUUCCCUCGCUGGACUCCCUGGUGCUACUCACCACGAGUUGCUCCAGCCUCAGCUUAACAACUUGACACACGGCAUGCCCAUCCAUGACAUGGAUCCCCGCCUUCUUAACAACGGCGGCGAGUCCUCUGGAGUUGCCCCAAUGGCCGCUCCUUCAUAUGCUGCCACUCCUGGCUCAUAUUCUAACUGGACUGACGAGACUCAAGCUGGCUAUUACCCAGCCUCAUCGGCGCCGUCCAUUUCUACCAGCACAGUUUCAUACGCUCAUCCUAGCAUGACAUCUGCAUACCUCCCCAGCAUGCAGAACAUCGAGAACCGGGAUUCAUCAUGGGAUAUGCCUCGCCAUGAAAGCAUGGCUGAUCCUACUGGUGCUGAGUUCGAGUUGUGGUGCUCUGCUGAGCCCACCUCCAACAACUACUAG